Molecule: messenger RNA, 1789 nt
Organism: Phoenix dactylifera (date palm)
Lineage: Eukaryota; Viridiplantae; Streptophyta; Magnoliopsida; Arecales; Arecaceae
Product: amino acid permease 6-like
Source: RefSeq, a predicted model, not a curated record
GAGAGAAAUCAAUGGCACACUAUAUAUAAACAUCCUAAGACCAUUCCUCUAUUGCAGCUCCUCUAUCACUGUCUCACAUGUGAACCGUGGAGGCCGUCAGGAUUAAGGACAGUGCGAGGAGAGAAUUAUAUAUGGAUCAGAAAAGAACCAUAGAAGACAUUGACGGGGGUGAUCACGCAAGACAAGGAACCUUAUGGUCUGCUACAGCGCAUAUUGUUACCGCGGUCAUCGGCUCGGGGGUGCUAGCCCUGGCAUGGAGUGUUGCACAAUUAGGCUGGAUUGCAGGACCGCUCGCUCUCUUCGGCUUCUCCGGCGUAACCUAUUAUACUUCCACCCUCUUAGCCAAUUCCUAUCGAUCACCCGAUCCAAUCAUCGGAGAAAGAAAUCGAACAUAUAUGGAAGCAGUCAGAUCAUACUUAGGCCCCAAGGAAGUAUUCAUGUGUGGAGUUGCUCAGUAUGUAAAUUUAUGGGGGACUAUGGUGGGCUACACUAUAACAGCUACAACCAGCAUGAUCGCGAUAAGGCGAUCGGACUGCUUUCAUCGAAACGGGCACGGCGCAAGGUGUGAGGCCUCCGGGACCGUGCUCAUGGUAGUGUUUGGGUUAAUUCAAGUUGUGCUCUCUCAAUUUCCAAGCUUGGAGAACAUAACAUGGCUGUCAGUGGUGGCAGCUGUGAUGUCAUUUGCUUACUCCUUCAUAGGGCUUGGUCUGUGCAUAGCACAAUGGGCUUCUAAUGGUGGAAUCAGAGGGGGGCUGGCCAGUUCCAGUGCGGUGUCAUCGAGCAAGAGAGCAUGGAAUUCACUACUAGCAUUGGGGAACAUAGCUUUUGCUUACACUUUUGCUGAGGUCCUGAUUGAAAUCCAGGAUACAUUGAAGUCCCCUCCACCAGAAAACAAAACAAUGAAGAAGGCAGCCAUGUAUGGAAUAGGGGUCACCACAAUCUUCUACCUUUCUCUUGGCUGCAUCGGAUACGCAGCUUUCGGGGAUGAUGCUCCUGGAAACAUUCUCGCUGGUUUCGGAAUCUACGAGCCCUUUUGGCUCAUCGACGUUGGAAAUAUAUGCCUCAUCCUUCAUCUAGUGGGAGCAUACCAGGUCUAUGCACAACCAGUCUUUGCCACUAUAGAGAGACGGAUCGCCUCACAGUGGCCAGAAGCCAAGUUCAUCCACAGGACCUACACUGUAAGAGUGCCCCUCAUGGAGGGCGGCCCCUUAAGCUUCACGCUUUCGAAGCUUCUCCUCCGAUCGGUCUUCGUCCUCCUCACGACAUUGGUGGCAAUGCUGGUGCCAUUCUUCAAUGCUGUCUUGGGCCUUCUUGGUGCAUUGAGCUUUUGGCCGCUGACCGUCUUCUUUCCAGUGAGCAUGCACAUAGCUCAGAGGGGGAUUGGGUGGGGAGCUCCUAAGUGGGUGUUGCUGCAGAGUUUGAGCAUGCUGUGUCUUCUGAUUUCAGUUGCAGCCAGCAUUGGUUCUGUGGCUGACAUUGUGGAUAGCUUAAAGCUCGCCACCCCUUUCAAAAUUGUGAGCUGAAGGUGGUGUUCAUAUAGCUCCGAACUGCUGAAGUUUGUGCACAACUAAAUCAGAGUUAGGAGUCUGAUGCAUGCUGAAAUAAUUUACAUUGUGAUCCUGGGAGAAACCAAGAUGAGAGUUCUAUGUGCAGACAGUCCUAAAUGAGAAGAUUUUGCCUCUGUCUUGUGUCAAUUUUGGACUCUGUCAUGGCAUAUGGAAAUCCAAAGAAAGACUUGUCGUGGGCUCACAUAUCUAAACUAAUCAAGUUGGAAUAUUUGCUAGGCUUA